Magnolia sinica is the source of this 5275-nucleotide messenger RNA. RefSeq lists its product as uncharacterized. Lineage: Eukaryota; Viridiplantae; Streptophyta; Magnoliopsida; Magnoliales; Magnoliaceae. The transcript is spliced from 11 exons. Bases 342 to 4952 code for a protein of 1536 amino acids. The record is from RefSeq and is a predicted model, not a curated record.
CUGUAAUCUCAUCUCGGAGAGAGAGAGGGAGAGAGAGAGAGAGAGAGGAGAGGAGAGAGAGGAUAAAAGCUUCUGAGAGAGAGAGAGAGAGAGAGGCUUUCGCCAUCGGUAGGGUUUUACCCGAACCAAACCAGAAAGACGAAAAGAAGAAAAGAAAAGGAGAGAGGGAGGGAGGGAGAGAUCGUAGCAAGAAAAGGAAAGGAAGAUGAAAAAAAAUGUAAAAAUCGAAGAUCUGAUCUUCAAUCGAUCUCGACAUCGCCAGAUUCCAAGGAUUUGACUGUAACCAGUGGGGGGGCUCCAUCGGCAAGCACAUAAGAGCCUGGUUCAUCAUUAUCUGGAAAAUGAGAUCUGAUACACCUCUCGACUACGCUGUAUUCCAGCUAUCACCAAGGCGCUCACGAUGUGAAUUAUUUGUAUCGGGUGAAGGAAAGACUGAGAAACUUGCUUCAGGUCUGCUGAAGCCAUUUGUUACCCAUUUAAGGGUUGCAGAAGAACAAGUUGCUCAGGCGGUCCAAUCAAUUAAGCUAGAAGUCGAGAAACGUAGAAAUGCUGGCACAUGGUUCACCAAGGGAACUCUUGAAAGGUUUGUCCGGUUUGUUAGUACACCAGAGGUGUUGGAAUUGGUCAAUACAUAUGAUGCUGAGAUGUCUCAAUUGGAAGCGGCCAGGAGAAUUUAUUCACAGGGGUCAGGAGAUCAGCUUUCUGGCUUGUCGGGUGAGAGUGAAACUGUGGUAGCAGGAUCAGCAGACAUUACCAAGCACGAGCUUUUGAGGGCUAUAGAUGUACGGCUCAUUGCAGUUAAACAAGAUCUCACCACAGCAUGUGCUCGAGCAUCGGCUGCUGGUUUCACCCUUGACAACGUCUCAGAACUGCUGCUGUUUGCAGAUCGCUUCGGCGCCUAUCGCCUAAACGAAGCAAGCAGCAAGUUCAUAUCGCUUUGUCAACGCCGGCCCGAGCUGAUAAACCCAUGGAAACCGGAUGUGGACGACCGGGCCGUCCGGUCCUCUUCCGGUUCGGACAUGUCAAUAGACGACCCGGCGGCAGAAGAAAGCGCCCACCUCAAACCUAACGGGCCCCACCAACAAGCCCAACAUCAGCAUCAGCCGUCCAGGCAGGAAGAAGACGCAACCCAGCUCCACGACCCAUCAAAGCACUCCACGUGGCCCCUCAAGUUCUCCUCGUCCGUCAGCCUCCCCUCUCACCGUUCCUCCUCAAGAGAAACGAGUGUCGAUCGCGUUGAGGGCAGAGAAAGAGACGGCCCCACUGAGAAGCCGGCCGAGGAUGCAGCUGAACCAGCUCCGUCUCUGGCCAGCCAGCAACCAACUAGGCGUCUGAGUGUGCAGGAUCGCAUCAACCUGUUUGAGAAUAAGCAGAAGGAGCAGCAGUCUGGGAGUGGCAGUGGCAGUGGCAGUGGCAGCAAGGUCGCUGUUGUUGGGAAGGGGCCUGAGCUUCGGCGCCUUUCGUCUGAUGUCUCAUCCUCGUCUGCAGGCCCCUCAGCCGCCGAGAAGGCAGUGUUGCGGCGAUGGAGCGGCGCCAGCGACAUGAGCGUUGAGCUGAGCGGUGAGAGGAAAGAAACUGCAGAGAGCUCGACGGUGGCGGCGGCAUCUCAUUCCUCAAAUUCUCAGAGUCAGAAGGAUUUGGGGGGAUUGAAGGAUACUGUGACAUCUCAGUUGUGGUCGGGUUUGAAGGAGGAUUCAGAUGCUUCACAGACCACACAAUCAAGGGCUUUUCCAGGCAGAGUAGGGGAGGAUACUGCACUGAAAGAGGAAGCAGCUCAUCGGUCCAAGUUUGGAACGUUCACAGGCCGAGUGGAGGAUGGCGGGUUAAAGGAUCGAGCAGCUUCUGCUAUCCAGUUGAGAGCUUUCUUGGGAAAGGGGGAGGAUGCUUUGUUGAAAGAUCAAGCAGCUCCCCAGACUCAAUCCAGAACCUUUUCAGGUGGAACAGAGCAUGUUGGACUGAAAGAUCAAGGAUUGUCUCAGACCCAGUUCAGAGCCCUUCAGAGUGGAUCAGAGCAUGUGGGAACGAAGGUCCAAGUAGCUACUGAGACACAGUUCAGAUCUUUUCCAGUUAGAGUGGAGGAUGUUGGUCUGAAAGAUUCAGCUUCUCAGGCUCAAUUCAGAGCGCUUCCAAGCAGAGUGGAUGAUGUUGGAUCAAAAGGAUCUGAAGCAUCUCAGAUGCCAUCUAGAGCUUUUCUGAGCAGAGUGGAGGACGUUGGAUUAAAAGAUCAGCCAGCAUCUCAGAUCCAAACUAGUGCUUUCCCAAGCAAACCGCAGGAAGUUGGGUCCAAGUUGAAAGAUCCUGUGAGUUCUCAGAUUCCGUUCAAAGCUUUCUUGGGCAAGGCCGAAGGCAUUGGAUCGAAGGACCUGACAGGUGGUUCUCAGGCUCCAUACAGAGGAUUUGCAGGCAAAGCGGAGGAAGUGGGAAGGAGUGAACCGUUGGCUCCUCAGUCACAUUGGAGAAGUUUCCCUGGCAAAGCAGAUGAAGUCGGGAAAAAAGACUUAGCAUCUUCACAAGCACAAUUUGGAGCCCCUUUUCCCACCAAAGUAGAAGAAUCAGGAGGAAGAGAUUCUGGUUUCCAAGGAAUGAAAUUGCACAGACAAGGCUCUGGUCCAGAGCAGAGCAAGAAGUUUCAGGGUAAGAAGGAUGGCAUCAUGCCUGCUUAUGGAAAUGGAGAGCUGGCUUUCUCAGGAAGGAAGGUUACUGAAAAUCAGCAGAUGUUUGAUUUGGCUGCAAAUGCCUCUGUUGAGCCAGUUCAAAAGGUGAGGCAGUCCAAGGGAAAUCAGGAAUUAAACGACGAGCUGCAAAUGAAGGCAGAUGAGUUGGAAAAGCUUUUUGCCGCGCACAAGCUUAGGGUUCCUGGAGAUCAGACGGCUUCUUCGCGGAGAAGCAAAUUAGCAGAUCCGCAGGUGGAGCAGGUAACUAGUGUAACGGACAAGAAACCUGUGGAGGUUACUCCUAAUCAGUUGUCUGAGAAGAACCAGGCAAGAGAACCAUCAGGGAGUUCGAGCAACGGGUUGGAGUUCGACUUCAGUUCGCUGAUGAAGAUGGUAAAUAAUCGAGACUCUGGUAACUCUUCAAAGCAGCAGUUGGCUGAACUCAGUUCAUCUGAGGACUCCAGGGGGAAGUUCUAUGAAAGGUAUAUGCAGAAACGAGAUGCAAAGCUGCGCGAAGAGUGGGGGUCCAAAAGGGCUCAGAAGGAAGCCAAGAUGAAGGCAAUGCAUGACAGCCUAGAACGUAGUCGAGCUGAGAUGAAGGCCAACUUUGCAGGGUCUGUGGAUAGACAAGAUGCUGCGCUUAGUGCUCGUCGACGUGCAGAGAAGUUGAGGUCUUUCAAUGUUCGUACGUCCAUUAAAAACAAGGAACAGGUAGCGGAGCCCUUCCAGAGUGAUGAGGAAGAAGAUCUCCCAGAAUUUUCUGAGCAGACUCCUUAUGGACAUGAUAGCUCCUUCAAUGAGACUCUUUUCAGUGAUGGUUCUUCGAGAAGCACCCACUCUAAGAAACUUUUACCCAACAGAACCGUUCCUUCCUCCACCCCUCGAACCUCAGUCGCACCAGUUCCACGGUCGUCUGUCAAAGGCACCAACUCAGCUUCUGGAAGGCGACGGAUUCAAGGAGAAAAUCCUCUUGCACAGUCGGUUCCCAAUUUCUCUGACUUCAGAAAGGAAAACACAAAGCCUUCGACAGGAAUUAGCAAGACAUCAAAUCGUUCACAGUCAAGGAACUAUGCGCGCAGCAAAAGCACCAGUGAAGAUGUAUCUCUGGUCAAGGAAGAGAAGCCAAGGCGUUCUCAAUCACUGAGAAAAAGCUCAGCAAAUUCUGGUGAGUUGAAGGACGUGUCGCCUGUAAACUCUGAUGGUGUUGUCCUGACACCAUUAAGAUUUUCCAAAGAGCAAACAGAGCAGAGUCUCUACACUAAAAUUCCAAAGAGUGGCGAGUCGAAGCCCUUCCUCAGGAAGGGUGAUGGUAUCGGUCCUGGUUCUGGGGUUGGUAUUGCUAAGCUGAAAGCAUCAAUGGCUUCUGAGAACAUGAAGAAUGGAGAAGAUUCUGAAGAGUUGGUGGAUCAUACAGAAGAUUCACCUGACACAGUUAAAGAGGAGGAUGAAGAAGAGUUUGAAAGAGCAUCAGGUGAAGAAAAUCUUAAAAUGGGAGAUUUUCCUGCUGACUCAGAUAACGAGAAACCAAGGCUGAGCCAGGAAUCGGAAAAAUCUGGAUACCCAGGAUCAGAAAAUGGCGAGGUCCUGAGAUCUCUUUCUCAAGUGGAUGACAAUUCGGUCUCUGCAAUGGCUGCCAUCUCUUCCAACUUCAAUGCAUCUGCAGGAACUGCUCAAGAUUCCCCAGGAGAAAGCCCUGCGUCAUGGAACUCGCGCACACACCAUUCAUUUUCUUAUACGCAAGAUGCUUUGGAUGUUGAUGCCUUUGCUGAUUCUCCUAUAGGCAGUCCAGCAUCAUGGAACUCGCACUCGCUGUCCCAGAUGAUGGAGGCUGAUGCAGCUCGAAUGCGGAAGAAGUGGGGCAGUGCUCAGAUACCAAUCCUUGUCGCAAACACAUCCCAUCAAUCACGUAAAGAUGUGACAAAAGGGUUCAAACGUUUAUUGAAGUUUGGGAGGAAGAGCAGAGGUGCAGAGAGUCUAAUAACGGACUGGGUUUCUGCGUCAACAACUUCUGAAGGAGACGAUGACACCGAGGAUGGCCGUGAUCUGGCAAACCGCUCAUCGGAGGAUCUGAGGAAAACAAGAAUGGGCUUCUCGCAGUCUCAUUCUUCUUAUGAUGGCUUUAAUGAGGGCGAGAUCUUUCAUGAACAAGAUCAAACCUUACGUAGCUCAAUUCCAGCACCUCCUGCGAACUUCAAACUGAGGGAGGAUCAUCUAUCGGGAAGCUCUUUGAAAGCCCCUCGGUCAUUCUUCUCACUCUCAUCAUUUCGAAGCAAGGGAAGCGAGUCAAAGCCCAGAUGAAGAAAUUCGUCACUCAGUAAGAAUUAUGAUACUAUAAAUAUCUAAGGUGGUUUUGAUAGGAGUAGGUGUAAUGCGACGAAGCUUCUGAAAAAGGUAUGUAAUAUGGGUUCUUCCUUAUAAUAUAACUGCGUUGCUUUUUGUCUAUUUCCUUGUGAGUCUAGCUGUUCUCUUCUGUCAGUGUUGAAUCCGUAGAAUGUAUUAAGUGAAACCGCCAAUUGGCGUGAAAAUAUUAUGAUUUUUGCGAGUCCGGCAUUCUUUUGUUUUUCUUCCUCAUGUAGACCGUAUCCUCAUGAUUUAUAUUGGAAACCAGUUCUCUGUUGUAA